Messenger RNA from Yamadazyma jaroonii, 708 nucleotides. NCBI's taxonomy places the organism in Eukaryota, Fungi, Ascomycota, Pichiomycetes, Serinales, Debaryomycetaceae. The record is from the annotation of a GenBank genome assembly.
AUGUCUAAAGUUAUUAUUGCUAUCACUUCUUAUAAUGAAGUUUUCUAUGAUGAUGGAGCUAAAACUGGUUUAUUCGUUACUGAAGCUUUACACCCAUUCCAUGUCUUUAAAAAAGCUGGAUAUGAAGUUGAAUUUGUUUCAGAAACUGGUACCUUUGGAUUCGAUACCCAUUCAUUAGGUGAAAUGUUCUUACAAGGUGCUGAUAAAGCCGAUGUUGAAGAUGAAAACUCCGAAUUUCAAAAACAAUUGAAACAAAUCAAAAAAGCUAGUGAUAUCAAUGCCAGUGACUAUGUUGCCAUUUAUGGUUCAGCUGGUCAUGGUGCAUUAUACGAUUACCCAAAAGCCACUGAUUUGAUUAAAAUCACUGAAGCCAUUUAUGCCAAUGGUGGUGUUAUUUCUGCCGUUUGUCACGGUAUCGUUUUAUUAGGUCCUGUCAAAGAUUCUAAAACUAACGAAUUAGUUUUGAAAGGUAAAAAAAUCACUGGUUUCACUGACAUUGGUGAAGUCCAAUUAGGUGUUCAAGAAAAGAUGGACAAAGAUAAUCUUGAAUCUAUCGAAGCCAUGGCUAAAAGAAUUGGUGCCACUUAUGUUGCUCCUGAAGGUCCAUGGGAUGAUUUAUCAGUUGUUGAUGGUAGAGUUGUUACUGGGGUCAAUCCAGCUUCUGCUACUAGUGCUGCUGAAAAAGUUGUUGCUAUCCUUAAACAAUAA